Parasteatoda tepidariorum (common house spider) is the source of this 965-nucleotide messenger RNA. It is a transcript of the gene mRpL28, whose product is annotated as mitochondrial ribosomal protein L28. Gene Ontology annotation, cellular component: mitochondrial large ribosomal subunit. The record is from RefSeq and is a predicted model, not a curated record. Gene Ontology annotation, molecular function: structural constituent of ribosome. Lineage: Eukaryota; Metazoa; Arthropoda; Arachnida; Araneae; Theridiidae.
AGAAAUAGGUAGUAGUAAGCGUCUGAAAUAAAUGUUUUUAAGUUUAAUUUAAAAAUAAAUAUUGUAUCGUGCACUAAAUAAAAUGUUUAAAUUUUACAGAGUGAAAGAACUUAGACCCAACAUAAACAGCGUUCAACAUCGCUUGCCUCAGAUUUAUAAAAAUUAUCUUCAAUCAUUAAAGCUUCCUCCUGCUCCUCUGCAUUACAUACCUCAUCCUAAAGAAUAUGUUUUAAAUCCCGGCACAAAACAAAAAAUGCGUGUUGAAACCCGGCCGAUUCCUCUUAAAUUCCCUAAAGAAGCUGAUGAAGGAAUAUGGGGUGGCGAAGGUGUGAUUCAGGGUUUCGUCAAAAAUAAAUGGAGGCGUAGAAAGAUGAUAAACUUUUGGAUUUCAAAUUUGAAAAAAGCUGUUGUUUAUAGUGAAAUAUUAAAUCAAUAUAUGUCAGUAACAUUGACAGAAAGGACAUUGCGAUUAAUUGAUGAGAACUCUAGCUUUGAUCAUUAUAUUUUGAGUACUCCUGUCCAAGACUUAAAAUCACAGCUUGCUUUAUCUAUAAGAAGAAAAAUGUACUUUGCCUUAUUAAACAGAGAUAAAAAUCAUCCUGAUGAUAAAACUAAUGAAGAAAUUAUUGAAAAGUACAAAAAAUAUAUAAUACCAAAAGAGGAAGCUGAGUGGUUUGGUUUAACCAUGAGAGAAGCAGUUCAAAAACAAAGACUUCUUGAAGAGGAGCAGCAGCCAGUGCCUUUGAAACAUGCCCUCCGUCUCAAGUUAAUAGAAGAAUUAAAACAAAAAUCUGAAAAGGGUGAAGUAGAUGAAGAAGAAGAGGUGGAACAGUCAAGUUAUAAAUCUUGGCUGAGGAAGCUAAAUCCUUUUACUAAAAAAGAAAAGGAAGAGCAACCAGUUAAUUGACUUUAUUUUAUUUGUACAUAGUUUUAAAAAUAAAGAUUAGAUUUUUUUCACAUGAAAA